UGGACCGGUAUUUUUUCAACAAGACGAAUUACGAACAUAUAUAACCAGGUGCCGCCAUGGGACUGUCAGUGGCGGGAGACGGGCCUUCGUAGAUUUUACGCUGCGAAGGACACCGUCGAUUCAGCCAAAGGCAUCGCGAAGACUAUGCUAAUUGACCGGUUACAAAGCUUAAUUGCGGUGCUUAUCACAUUAAUUGGCGUUUUGCUUGCAAAUUCGGCUUCAGAACCUAUAUUACCCACGGAUUGGUCGAACGAAACGCAUCGUCAGAGCAACAACAAAAGUCUGAACAAAAACUCUCAAGACUGGUUAGGCGUAGAAGAGGCGUCGAUAGAAGAAGAGGUAGCCGACCACCAUUGGCUGUCUAGUCGUAAGAGCCAAGAAUAUCUGGUCGCUGUCGGUGGUCAGGAAGACUGUUGUCCGUCACAGAUGGAAAUGAUCGAACCGAACGGCGGAAGCAACCCGGACGGGCUGUACGUUGAGCUUUUCAGUGACGGGGCCGACAAGCAGAGGUUCUACGAGGUGUCGUGCAAGCCGGGCGUCGAGGGCAAGCCCUGCUUGUUCAUGGAGCGCAAGCUGCACGGGCACUCGACGUGCGUGCAGCGGUACUCGUAUUCGUACGCGAUCGUGCGCGAGGAGAACGCCCGGCACCACCACGGCGUCGGCGGCGGCGGCGGACAGUACAACAACAACGGCGGCAAGCAGACGUUCCAGUCGCUGUUCCCGAACGACAACAACGUUUGGAAAUUGGAUUACAUAAAGGUGCGCAGCGGGUGCGCGUGCAUGGUGCAGUCGCCCAAGAAAAAGCAACAAAAGCAGAGGCGGAAGAACGGCGGCGGCGGAGGCGGCGGAGGCGGGCCGGGGGGCACCAGCGGUGGCGGCAAGAGCAGGUCGCAACAGUGAGCGAUGACCAAGACGACGCCGACGACGACAACGACGACAUUACAGGCGGCGGCGGCGGCGGCGGCGGUGAUGACGCCACUGCUCCGUCGAGCACGGUGUGUUCCGCGAGUCCUAUUCAAUAGACGACGACGACCCUUUUUUCGUGUGUCGCCGUCGUGUUCCCUCUUCGCGCGCCUACGCACAAUAAUUAUAAUAAUAAUAUAAUGUAAUAUUACGUAUACGCACGUUAUGAAUUAAAUUUAUUAAAUAUUUUACCUAAUAUUAUUGUCGUGUACGCCGACACGCCUCUCAUCCGUUUCCGACUCGACGACGAUUGUUUUUUUUUUUUCAUCCACCCAUACAUUUUUAGAUAUUAUUUUUGUUUUUCUUUUGUACAAUAUUAUAAAUUGUUAUGAUAUUAUGCAAA
This is a messenger RNA of Myzus persicae (green peach aphid), 1306 nucleotides long. RefSeq lists its product as uncharacterized. Bases 145 to 900 code for a protein of 251 amino acids. The record is from RefSeq and is a predicted model, not a curated record. The transcript has 5 exons. Lineage: Eukaryota; Metazoa; Arthropoda; Insecta; Hemiptera; Aphididae.